AUGCGGCGCGCGGUAUGCUUUCGCUCUCUCGUUAAAUCAUACUCUAAGGACGUUUCCGGAGCGGAUACCCACCCUAGAGGCCAGGAAUUUUCGCAUGAGCCUCCUCCCCUGAUUAAAACCUGCCCAUUCAAACUUCUUCAACUCCACGAUUGGCAGAUCCACGGCGUUCGUGGGGAUAGAUCAAUACUUCCGCCUGCUCUUUUCUACCACGGCGAUGUCCUCGGCCCUCGCCCGUUGUUGAUUUUGGAUCAUAGUUUUCCUUCCUCUAGUAUAUCCAACCACCACGCCAAUCAGACUAGUAAUAGUAAUAAUAAUAGUAGGGAUAGUGGUAGUGGGGCUUAUACAGGUGCUCCUUCUCAGAUGCCGCUCGAUACUUUUCAGAGGGCCGCGGGAAAAUACGCGUCGAUGAUUUCUCAUUUGAGGUGGGCCUACGGGGCGGUGUACAUCCCGUUGGUGGUGAAUCCCGACGACGGAGAUGUCCUCGAGCGGAGUUGUCGGGAAGUGACCGCAGUGAUGGAUGCUUUGGAUCUUCGCUGGUCGAACUUUUUAACCCAUUCUUACGGAACGCUCGUGGCGGGGCGUUUGGCCACCUCUCGGGCGUAUCCACAUCGCAUCGGCAGCUUUUUUUCGCUCGAUACGCCGCUGAUAACGGAUCGGAUGUUUCGUAAUGCCAAACACCGCGCGGAGCUUUCGAAGGCCGCGGAGGACGUGAACAUCCCCGCCGAGAUGGUGUCGUUUGUUCGCGAGGAGUUGCUGGGAGCCCUGGAAGAGGUUCUUCCCUGUCCAGCCUCGGAAGCGGACGGGGAGUUGUAUGAGAAGUACUUAUUCAACCCUGACGCGAUCUACGACAAAGGUGGACUUAUCCGUCGGGAGGAGCGCUAUAUCCAUCUUCGACAGCUCUCGAAUAUUUAUCACCCAUGGCAGCUGGUGGUUCCCGCGGGCCAGCCGUUGUCGGAUCUUCCCCUUCACAAAGAAUUUUUCAGACUUCGACGCCCGGCUGUGAUCAAGUCGGCCAGAUCCCACGAGGAGUUGUUUUCCGAUUCCUCAGCCGUCGAACUCGCGGGGGUUCUCGCGGGUUGGAUGAAUCGUUUUGAGCCGGAUUGGAUGAUUCGGCGUCGUUAUGAGCAGGCCGCGAAGGAGAUGUCCGCGCUUGUCGUCGACGCGACGGCCUCCAAAACGACGAUAAGCCCCGGUGCUGGAGGGAAGCGAAAGAAGGAAAAGAAGUCAAAGACGUGA
Messenger RNA from Phytomonas sp. Hart1, 1236 nucleotides. The record is from the annotation of a GenBank genome assembly. NCBI's taxonomy places the organism in Eukaryota, Euglenozoa, Kinetoplastea, Trypanosomatida, Trypanosomatidae.